This is a messenger RNA of Quercus lobata, 1666 nucleotides long. RefSeq names its product pectinesterase 2-like. Bases 1 to 1572 code for a protein of 523 amino acids. Gene Ontology annotation, molecular function: enzyme inhibitor activity; pectinesterase activity. The transcript is spliced from 2 exons. The record is from RefSeq and is a predicted model, not a curated record. NCBI's taxonomy places the organism in Eukaryota, Viridiplantae, Streptophyta, Magnoliopsida, Fagales, Fagaceae. Gene Ontology annotation, biological process: cell wall modification.
AUGGCAAAACCUCUUUUGUUAUUAGUGCUAUCCUUAAUCUUCCUUUCCUUCCUCUCACCCACUCUAUCAAGUACCAUCUCCAAUGACAUAGAUUGGUGGUGCAACAAAACCCCACAUCCUAAAAUUUGCAAACACUACUACAUGACCCAUAAUCCAAAGGUCACAAAUAGUACACCAAAAGUAAAGUCUGAGUUCAAGAAAACCAUUGUCCAAAUAGCCUUAGAGGAGUCCCUUAAAGCAAAAACUCACAACAAGUGGCUUGGCUUUAAAUGUAGAAACAAGAAGGAAAAGACUGUAUGGAAUGAUUGCAUGCAACUCUUUGAAGAAACCAUAACCCUACUCAACCAAACCCUAGACUCUACCACCAAAUGCACCAACUAUGACAUGCAAACUUGGCUUAGCACUGCUCUUACGAACCUAGAAACCUGCAAAGCCGGCUUUGUUGAGCUAAAUGUUUCAAACAAUGUCUUGCCCCUCAUGUCCAACAAUGUUUCUGACCUUAUAAGCAACUUUUUGGCUAUCAACAAAAAUGACUCAGUGACCCCAGACACAGAAAGGUACAAAGAUGGGUUUCCAAGUUGGGUUUCGGGUAGUGAUAGGAAGCUAUUACAAUCUUCUACAAUAGCUGCAAACCUUGUGGUGGCACAAGAUGGGUCAGGGAAUUAUAAAACUAUUACUGAGGCUUUGAAUGCAGCGGCUAAGAGAAGUGGGAGUGGGAGGUUUGUGAUAUAUGUGAAAAGUGGGGUUUACAAGGAGAACCUUAAUAUUGGGAGUAAAUUGAAGAAUGUUAUGCUGGUUGGUGAUGGGCUAAGGUGGACCAUUGUUACUGGUAGCAAGAGCGUUGGAGGAGGCUCCACAACUUUCAACUCUGCAACUGCUGCUGUGACUGGCCAAGGUUUCAUUGCUCGUGGCAUCACAUUUCGUAACACUGCUGGUCCAUCAAACCAUCAGGCUGUGGCACUAAGAUCAGGUGCCGACCUCUCUGUCUUUUACCGGUGUGGCUUUGAAGGGUACCAAGACACCCUCUAUGUGCACUCACAGAGACAAUUCUACAAAGAAUGCUACAUCUAUGGCACAGUAGAUUUCAUAUUUGGAAAUGCCGCAGUUGUUUUCCAGAACUGCAUGAUUUAUGCAAGGAAACCAAUUAUCGGGCAAAAAAACACGGUUACAGCUCAAGGUAGAACCGAUUCUAAUCAAAACACAGGGAUUUCAAUCCAUGAUUCGCGUGUUAUGGCAGCAUCAGACCUUAUACCAGUGCUAAGCUCAGUGAAAACAUACUUGGGUCGACCAUGGAAAGAGUAUUCAAGAACUGUUUACCUACAAACUUACCUUGACACUUUGGUGGAUCCAACAGGGUGGUUGGAAUGGAAUGGCAAUUUUGCAUUGAGUACUCUGUAUUAUGGAGAGUACAAGAACAUUGGCCCCCGCUCUUCGACUAGUCAGAGAGUGAAGUGGGGUGGUUAUCAUGUUAUAACAAGUGCAAGUGUAGCAUCACAGUUCACUGUUGAGAAUUUUAUUGGUGGGAAGUCAUGGUUGCCUGCAACUGGUGUGCCAUUUGUUGCUGGCCUCUGAUUUCUUCGACUAGUCAGAGAGUGAGGUGGUGUGGUUUUCAUGUUAUAACAAGUGCAAGCGUAGUAUUACAGAAAAGAAAUUUAUUGGUGGGAAG